UGCUGGUUACGCUGGUUACCUUACCUUGCUCGAAGCUUACGUCGACUGCUUAUUACGAAUAGCGCGAUUUGGAAAGUGUUCUAUCUGUACAUUUCGCGUGAUCGUAGUACUGCCUGUCACUUUGCGUCUCACCGCAGAGGUUCCAGCGAAAUGCCCCGUUCCUGCGACGUCUUGGGAUGUCCUAACGGUGCAGGCAACUCAUCCGUGUCCUAUCACGUAGUGCCGCGAGAGGAACCUCGACGUUCCGAAUGGCUCGCUGCCGUACCCAUGCGACAUCGUGAGGGACGAGCACCGCCCAAGUUAAUGGUGUGCUCGGAGCACUUCUCUCCCUGCGAUUACGUGUACAAUCCCAGUCUGAGACAGUCGCUGGGCUUCCACCAAAGACCGGCGCUUUCGCGCUCGGCUGUACCUUCGGUCGCGCCUCUGACGCGCCAAGAGCUUGCCUUGUUACGACAGGAGACCGGAAGCCUUGACGGGGCACGUGACGCCGGCGCAAGCAUCCUUGGAAUUGACAACAGUAACACGCAUAUAGAAGAAAAUGCAGACGUACUGCCCUUGGUUGUCAGCCUUGUCGAGGGCGAGCCUUCGCCAUCAUGGUACCAAGCUGAUGAACUCAUCCUGGCAGACAGAUGCGUUCCUACUAGUGAAGCGACGCCUGCACACUUGAGGGAACACACGAGGCCUUCCCCGCUUGAUAACUCCAACGAGAGUAUCAGUAGCACCACAUCCGCAUCACCUGAACACAUGGAGCUUAGCCCACUGGACAUGUUGAUGGAUGUCACCCUUAUUGAAGGCCAGCCAUUGUCAUCGCAAUUGAAAACCAAAGCAGAUGACUGUUUUCUAUCAGCUGGAAGGACAUCGGCCCUUGCUGCCAACACCAUGGAAAACGAUGUGCAAGCACUCUUUCCACCAAAUCACUGGAGAAGAACAAAAAAGACAAGCCACCAAGGCAUUGGACACAACAAAAUGGUGCAGGUUUCCAUGCGCGGCAAGAGCAUUGGAACACAGGUGAACAUGACAGUGAAGGAGGUUAUGAGCGAGGCUGUGCACACUGAUAUUGGAGAUGCACGAUUGUUGAUAUCUACAUCAACUCAAACAUAGCAGUGUACCACUGAAGAGGAGGGGACCAACAGUGUCAACGUGACACCCUAACAACGUGAAGUCAGGCACAUACACCUAAGGUGUGACACAGGCCAGACGAUCCAGACUGCUCUGCAGAUGCCACCACUGGACGGCAGGCUCACACAUGGAUUGCAGCUUGAAUGGGAAUUGCCAGCAGACACAACCACAAGGUCUCGAGUCAGCUUCCUGUCAAAAGAAAGCUGAAGCACAGUAUCAACUGCAGCCACUACGUUUUUAACAUGAAGUGUUGCUAGCUCCAUCACAGUGGCAACUCUUUUGGGCCAUCACUACAACUUUUAGACCAUCAGGGAGCCUACCUUCUUCCUAUUGCAAGUAUGACAAGGUUAGCACUUUUCCUGUUAGAUUUUUGCACACUGCGAAAACCAAAUGUGCUAAAAGUCUAGAAUUUUAUAUGUGGACCAGACUGCAAUUAUAUAAGGGGAAUAAUCCCCACAGAGUUAAACUAUGUGAGCUCUAUUGGUAAUUAUUAUGCUGGAAUCACUCAUAACCCAACCCGGAGACUAAGAACAAAACAGUUGGUCUUCCUUAACAACGCAUUUCGCACAAUUCCUUUGACACUGUGCCCCGCCACUGAAAUGGCUUUUUGCUACAUGUUACAGUUUAAUGAGACUGACUCCGCAAUGCCCCAUUGUUUUUCAGAACUGCUGUCCAGACACUGGAAUUUUCAUCAGGUCUCCCAGUUGGUGCAAAAGUGAUAGUAUCUGCGACAACACCGCAUGGGCUGCACAAAGUGGAGGGUGGAAGACAUUUGGACAUUUAAACGAGGAACAGCGUACCAGAAUUGGCAAUAAUCAGUAGAACAUUGUAUCAUCUUGGGAUGGAUGAAAACCUCAAGCUCAAGAAAGGAGCGUCUGUGUUUGUGACCACUGCAAGGACGAAGACAUUUAUUGAGAAAAAGAAAAGCUGGUGCGAGGAUGGGAAAAGAAUAAAGCGACAUGGCUGUUGUUGUUC
Rhipicephalus sanguineus (brown dog tick) is the source of this 2094-nucleotide messenger RNA. RefSeq lists its product as uncharacterized. Bases 151 to 1101 code for a protein of 316 amino acids. Gene Ontology annotation, molecular function: sequence-specific DNA binding. The transcript has 7 exons. The record is from RefSeq and is a predicted model, not a curated record. Lineage: Eukaryota; Metazoa; Arthropoda; Arachnida; Ixodida; Ixodidae.